Condylostylus longicornis is the source of this 1399-nucleotide messenger RNA. Its product is annotated as enoyl-CoA hydratase domain-containing protein 3, mitochondrial-like. Gene Ontology annotation, biological process: N-terminal peptidyl-methionine acetylation. Gene Ontology annotation, molecular function: hydro-lyase activity; protein-N-terminal amino-acid acetyltransferase activity. Gene Ontology annotation, cellular component: mitochondrion; NatC complex. NCBI's taxonomy places the organism in Eukaryota, Metazoa, Arthropoda, Insecta, Diptera, Dolichopodidae. The record is from RefSeq and is a predicted model, not a curated record. The coding region runs from base 68 to 1045 and encodes 325 amino acids. The transcript is spliced from 2 exons.
AAGAAACUAGAAGGUUGGAAAAUUUAUAUAUAGUUAAGAAAAACGAUACAUUUUUUCUUUAAAAAAAAUGAAUAACGAAAAGAAAAAUAACUCUAAUCAUAAAAAUUCUAAAAGAAGAAACGAAAAAACUAAAUUUAAAACGGAUAUGGAACCAAAUAGUUCUCAUAACGACAGCUCAUCCAGCACAGAAAAUGUUCAGAAAGAUUUAGUGGAAGCUUUUGAAAAAUGUGUUGAAUUAAGCCAAAACGAAUGCACCGGAUCGGCAAUUGGUGAAUUGGAUAAUUCUAUAGAUGCACAAAAAUAUGAAUGUUUAGAGUGUAAAAGUAGGGAACCAACGUUGUUUCAUAAUAUUAACGAAAACCUAAAUGAUAUCCAAUGUUCUGAAGUUGUUAAUUGUGCAUCUCUUAAUUCACGAGACAAUAAUGGUGACGAUGUAAAUAAAAGCAAUAAUGAAAUUUUAGAGUCUAACAAUAAUAAUCGACAGGAACAAAAUAUUGGUUUUUCAAGUCAAAAUUGUCAGCCAAGUGAAGCACCUCCAAUAAACAUUGCACAACUUACAUAUACAAAUGGUUUAGAUAUAAAUAAUAUUAAAAUAGAAUACAAGGAAUAUGAGUCAGAAGUUCAAAUGCAAGAUAUUAUGAAACUAAUUCAGGCUGAAUUAUCUGAACCUUAUUCUAUUUAUACGUACAGAUAUUUCAUUUACAAUUGGCCAAAAUUAUGUUUUCUUGCAACACACGGUAAUAAAUAUGUUGGAGCAAUAGUAUGUAAACUUGAUAUGCACAUGAACGGUGUAAAACGAGGAUAUAUUGCUAUGUUGGCAGUAAAGAAGGAAUAUAGAAAACUGAAAAUAGGAACAAAUUUAGUACAAAAAGCGAUAGACGCCAUGUUGGCAGAUAAUGCAGACGAGGUCGUACUUGAAACAGAAAUGAAGAAUGUGUCAGCACUUCGGUUAUAUGAGAACUUAGGAUUUGUACGUGAUAAGCGUUUGUUCCGUUAUUACCUGAAUGGCGUGGAUGCAUUGCGACUUAAAUUAUGGUUUAAUUAAAAAGUUAUGUACUGCGUAUUCUUAAUAUUUCAAUUUUUAAAAUUAAUCUCAAGGACUUUUUACUAUAAAUUAUUUAAUACAUUUUUGACUUUGAAAUUAAUAUACAUAGAACUGAAAAAUUUUGAAAAGAAUUUUGCCAUCAAAAUGUUUUUUUUUUGUGAACUUUAAGUGACAUACGUGUAUGAAGGAUGCUUUUUAAAAAAGCUGAAAACCAAAUAGCAAAUUUCGCAUUUUUUUGUAGAGCUCCUUUAGAACAUUAAGACGAAAUAGUGCUACAAAAACAAGAAGAAAACUAACAGAAACUACUGAAAAAAAUGGAAUUAGAGAAAUUAUUUUAAAUGACCCAAGAACAAG